Molecule: messenger RNA, 1176 nt
Organism: Cladophialophora yegresii CBS 114405
Lineage: Eukaryota; Fungi; Ascomycota; Eurotiomycetes; Chaetothyriales; Herpotrichiellaceae
Product: beta-lactamase
Exons: 1
Coding region: 1-1176 (391 amino acids)
Source: RefSeq, a predicted model, not a curated record
AUGGCACGAGUUGAAGGCCACGCCAAACCCCCCUUCUCACAACUCAAGCAGUUGCUCGAAGACAAGAUCGCGAACGGCGAAGAACUCGGCGCCUGCAUCGUGCUCAACAUCGACGGCACCAACGUCGUCGACAUCUGGGGCGGCCACUUCGACGAAGCCAAAACACAGCCCUGGCAAUCUGACACCAUCACCAACGUAUGGUCGUCGACCAAAACAAUCGCGACACUCGCCCUGCUCGUCGCGCACGACCGCGGUCUCUUGCAUGUCGACGACCCCGUGGCGAAACACUGGCCCGAAUUUGCGGAGAAUGGCAAGGAGAGUGUCUUGAUUCGGCACCUCAUGUCCCACACGUCCGGCGUGUCGGGGUGGGAAGAUCCCAUCACCGCUGAAGAAGUCAUGGACGUGCCCGCCGCCACGGCGCGGCUCGCGAAGCAAGCACCCUGGUGGACGCCCGGCACGGCGAGCGGCUACCACGCGGUCACCAUGGGCCACUUGCUGGGUGAAGUGUUGCGGCGCGCGACGGGCAAGACGAUGAAACAGUUUGUGGCCGACGAGAUCAGUGGUCCCUUGGGCGCGGAUUUCCAGGUCGGCGCCCUGGAGGAAGACUGGCCCCGCGUGUCGCCCGUGCUGCCGCCGCCGCCGUUCCCCUGGGACUUUAGCAAGAUGGACCCGAACAGCCCGCUGGUCAAGACGUUCGGCAACCCGCCCUUGGACGCGCGACAGGCGCUCCUCCCGGAAUGGCGCCGCGCCGAUAUGGCGGCCGUGAACGGGCACGCGAAUGCUCGGGGGCUGAACCGCAUCUUGUCCGCGAUCCCCAACGGCGGGACCGUCGACGGCGUCAAGUUGCUCUCGCAAGAGACCGUCGACCUGAUCUUCCGCGAACAGAGCGACGGGCCGGAUCUCGUCAUCGGUCUGCCCAUGAGGUUUGGCAUCGGGUAUGGCCUCGGUGGGGGCGGGACCGCGCAGUCCGUGCCCUGGCUGCCCACCGAAAAGAUGUGUUUCUGGGGAGGCUGGGGCGGGAGCCUGGAGGUCAUGGACCUGCAUCGGAAAGUCACUUUCACCUAUGUCAUGAACAAGAUGGGCGAGGGCAUUCUGGGGAACAGUCGCUCGCAGGAGUACGUGCAGUUGGUGUGGAAGAUCUUGGAUGAGCAGCAGCAGGGGAGCGAGAAGCUGUGA